AUGUGCUUCGCAAGACCUACAGCGGGCCACCUGCUGCUAACUGUAGUGCGCAUCCUGUGCUGCGUUCUACCUCUAUUGGGCAUCUCCGCAGCGCAAUUGUCAGGCGUCGGCGCACGUGGACUGCAGCGCUUCAGGCACCGCGACGAUGCAAGGCUUACAGCGCCCGAAGCAGCUCAUCUUCCCUUCGCGCGGCUGCUGCACUUCCCCAUUGGAUUUCGCGCAAUGAUAAACCCCUCGGCCGUCAAGCUGCCCGCGUCGGGAUAUCUCGCAUCGUUCCGGUCGCUUGCGCGCAUCCCGGACCGCCGUCGCGGCGACAUCGACUUCUGGCACAGUCGUGUUGUGCUCUGCCAGUUCCAGGACUCGCGGUUCGCGUCCCCGAGCUCCUGCACGUGGCUGGACGUCCAGGACACCGACACUCUAUGCGUGCCAGCCCACGUUCGGAUCGGAGACAACCCCAUGUGCUCCGCUUCCGGCGCGGAGGACGUGCGUCUGAUACCUGGUGCCAGCGGCACCAUCAUGGCCAUGUUCGCCAUGCUGCUGCCGGCCGAAGUUCCCGGCGAGCAGUGCGGGGACGUGGUCAUGCGGCAGUUCCUGUCCACGCUGCGCCCUUCGCCCCAGGGCGAGUGGACCGCGACGCGUCCGCUGCAAGUGCGGUGCGACUUCUCCAACGACCCUAUUCAGAAGAACCUGUCGCCGUUCUGGCAUGACGGUCAUCUCUAUGCGUCUUACCGGCUGGAGCCUCACCAGGUCGUACGGCUUGGCGUCGACGGAUCGUGCCAGCUGGUCGCGACCACGUCGUCUCUGCAACUCGAGGUGCUGCAACACGGAGACGCCGUCGCGCACGGCGGAUCGCCGAGCGUGCUGCUGCCGCGGUCGAACCAAGGCGGGAGUGUUUUCUGCGGCGUCAUGCAUCUGCUCCGACCCGAGAAGAAGUACGAGAAUCGCGCCUACAAGUUCGAGGCCACGCCGCCGUUCAAAAUCACUGCCGUGUCGCGGCCCAUCCCGCUGAGUGAAGCGGUCGCCGCGGAAUCUGCCAUGGCGAUCGUCACCGGCUUGCUGAUCGAUGGCGCCCGAGUCACCCUCUUGUAUGGGGAAGACGAUGUGCGGUCAGGGGUGCUGUCGAUGUCACUCGCGCAGUUUGAGGCGCUCUUUGACUGA
Molecule: messenger RNA, 1158 nt
Organism: Pedinophyceae sp. YPF-701
Lineage: Eukaryota; Viridiplantae; Chlorophyta; Pedinophyceae
Source: the annotation of a GenBank genome assembly